Triticum dicoccoides is the source of this 1090-nucleotide messenger RNA. Its product is annotated as dual specificity protein phosphatase 1B-like. Gene Ontology annotation, molecular function: protein tyrosine/threonine phosphatase activity; MAP kinase tyrosine/serine/threonine phosphatase activity; MAP kinase tyrosine phosphatase activity. Bases 79 to 672 code for a protein of 197 amino acids. Gene Ontology annotation, biological process: negative regulation of MAPK cascade; peptidyl-tyrosine dephosphorylation. The record is from RefSeq and is a predicted model, not a curated record. NCBI's taxonomy places the organism in Eukaryota, Viridiplantae, Streptophyta, Magnoliopsida, Poales, Poaceae. The transcript has 5 exons. Gene Ontology annotation, cellular component: cytoplasm.
GGAAAGAGAAAUGUCCUCACCAUUUUCCCCAUCCGGAUUCGUUGGGAGUCAGGACGAGGGAGGGAAGGGCCCCUGACGAUGUCGGUGCCGGAGGCGGGGCAAUCGGCGGGGAGGGACGAGCAGGAGAUGGACGAUUACGAGCAGCACCAGACCAGAGUGCUCAUGGCGCUGAUGCAGGGCUUGUGCGCCGCGAGGUACCGCAAGGCCGACAACACCCCCUGCCUCGUCGACCAGGGCCUCUACUUGGGUUCUGUUGGAGCAGCACUGAACAACGAGGCUCUAAAGAGCUUGAACAUCACCCACAUCUUGGUUGUAGCCAGAUCACUGAAUCCCGCCUUUCCAGCAGAAUUUACGUACAAGAAGAUCGAGGUACUUGACAGCCCAGACACUGAUUUGGGAAAGCAUUUCGGUGAAUGCUUUACUUUCAUAGAUGAGGGUAUCUGCACUGGUGGCAAUGUGCUGGUUCACUGCUUUGCAGGUCGGUCGCGGAGUGUCACAGUUGUUCUUGCAUAUCUUAUGAAGAAGCAUCAGAUGAGCCUGCAAAGUGCCAUGUCACUAGUUAGAAGCAAACGACCUCAAAUAGCACCCAAUGCGGGCUUUAUAUCCCAGCUGGUGAACUUUGAGAAGUCUCUGCAAGUGGAGCAGGGACAAAGAACGUUGCAAUCUAACUAACUACAAUUGUAAAUAUCAAGAACCCGCUGUCAAUAGCUUCCUUACUGCAUGUUAUCACCUCCAGAAAUCAAACAGGGCCGUUGCAACCGGUAUGAGUUCCGGCCAUCUUAUUAUGCUCAUUUCCCUAAUUGAUUCUGUGAUGUUCUAGGGUAAUUUUUAGCCACGGAAUCAGCGCUACAAGAAUGCAGAUGAUACAGCAGUCUCCCCUGUAAUAAAUGUUCCCUGUAAUGCAGAUGAUACCUUUGCCCUCUUCAUUUAGGGCCAGUUUGAAUCACGGGGAAUUUUCCUGUUGACUGGUAAACGACCUGUUCCAUUUUGAUGCUCAAUGCUCUUCAGCAGCAGCAGCCUUCUGUAAUGAAAGAUGUACUUCCUCCGUUUCUAAAUAUAAGCCCUUUUAGAGAUUUCAAUACGAACUAAA